AUGGCGGAUUCUAUACCCACCGAACAACAGCUUGCAGUGCAGUCCAUAAGGCGAUUUCUCAAGUCCAAGACGUCCUACGACGUACUGCCGGUUUCAUACAGAUUGAUAGUCAUGGACACAUCUUUGCUGGUAAAAAAGUCGCUGAACAUCCUGCUGCAGAACAACAUUGUGUCUGCGCCGCUAUGGGACUCGCACACGUCGAAAUUUGCGGGUUUGCUGACGUCGUCAGAUUUUAUCAAUGUCAUUCAGUACUAUUUUUCGAACCCUGACAAGUUCGAGCUGGUGGACAAACUGCAACUGGACGGGCUCAAGGACAUAGAGCGUGCAAUUGGCGUCAGACCGCUCGACAUGGGGUCGAUUCAUCCGUUCAAACCGCUGUACGACGCGUGUUGCAAGAUGAUUGAGUCCCGCAGUCGCAGAAUUCCGCUGAUCGACCAGGACGAGGAAACGCACCGUGAAAUCGUGGUGAGCGUGCUGACACAGUACCGUAUUCUUAAGUUUGUGGCACUGAACUGUCGCGAAACGCGGCGCCUGAGAAGGCCCAUUGGAGAACUGGGCAUAAUAACGACGGGCAAGCUGCUGAGCUGCAGCAUGCACACCCCUGUCAUCGACGUGAUCCAGCUGCUGACGCAGGGGGGCGUGUCGAGCGUGCCGAUUGUGGACGACCAGCGCCGGCUGGUCAACGUGUACGAGGCCGUGGACGUGCUGGGAUUGAUCAAGGGCGGAAUGUACAACGAUUUGUCGCUGAGCGUGGGCGAGGCGCUCAUGAGACGGUCGGACGACUUCGAGGGCGUGUACACGUGCACCAAGAGCGACAAGCUGUUCACCAUCAUGGAUACGAUUCGCAAGUCUCGUGUGCACCGGUUUUUUGUUGUCGACGACGAGGGUCUACUGACCGGCGUGCUGACGUUGAGCGACAUACUGAAAUACAUUUUGUUUGAGGAAAACUGA
Molecule: messenger RNA, 951 nt
Organism: Lachancea meyersii CBS 8951
Lineage: Eukaryota; Fungi; Ascomycota; Saccharomycetes; Saccharomycetales; Saccharomycetaceae
Source: the annotation of a GenBank genome assembly